Messenger RNA from Poeciliopsis prolifica (blackstripe livebearer), 3111 nucleotides. RefSeq names its product ceramide synthase 2-like. Gene Ontology annotation, molecular function: DNA binding; sphingosine N-acyltransferase activity. Bases 60 to 1289 code for a protein of 409 amino acids. The transcript has 11 exons. Gene Ontology annotation, cellular component: membrane. The record is from RefSeq and is a predicted model, not a curated record. Gene Ontology annotation, biological process: ceramide biosynthetic process. NCBI's taxonomy places the organism in Eukaryota, Metazoa, Chordata, Actinopteri, Cyprinodontiformes, Poeciliidae.
ACAAGCUCCUCCUCAUCCUCACCCACUUGCCUCUGGUCGUUCCUCAUCCUCCGCACAUCAUGAGCCUGGACAGGAUGGCGGCCAUGUUGAAUGACUGGCUGUGGCAGGAGCAGUACUGGCUUCCUCCUGGCAUCCGCUGGCAGGACAUCGAGAUGAAGGAUGAGGACGGUCGUUUUCCUAUGCCCAGGGAUCUCCUCAUUACGUUGCCACUGGCCUUUGCCUUUAUAGCCUUGAGAUAUGUAUUUGAAAGAAUCAUCGCCAUUCCUUUUAGCAAGUGUUUAGGUGUGAAGGAUCGGAUUCGGAUUCGAGCUCCGCCUAUCCCAAAGCUGGAGGCCUUCUACGAACACAUCAGUCGGCAACCAUCACAAAGCCAAGUUGUGAGCUUGGGCAGGCAGUGUGGACUCUCUCAAAGAAAGAUUCAAACCUGGUUCAGGCACAGAAGGAACCAGGACAAGCCCAGCAAUACAAAGAAGUUCUGUGAAGCAUCCUGGCGGUUUGUGUUCUACCUCGUAUCCUUUGCCGCUGGACUCGGCUCACUGAUUGAUACCCCCUGGUUUUGGGAUCACAGAGAGUGCUGGAGGGGAUAUCCCAAACAGGCUGUGGCGGACGCUCACUACUGGUAUUACAUCUUGGAGCUGAGUUUCUAUUUGUCCCUGCUGCUCAGUGUUUCUGUGGAUGUCAAGCGAAAAGAUUUCAAGGAGCAGGUGGUUCAUCACAUCGCCACCAUAUUUCUUAUCGGUUUCUCCUACGCCGCCAACUACGUGAGGGUUGGCACGCUAGUGAUGCUGGUGCAUGAUUCGUCCGACUUCCUGCUGGAGUCUGCCAAGAUGUUUCAUUAUGCUGUGUGGACAACGACAUGUGAUUCGUUGUUUGUCGUAUUUGCUGUUGUUUUCCUGGUUACAAGACUUGUGGUUUUUCCUUGCAGAAUUGUCCACACCACCAUGAUGCUGUCUCGUGAAUUUUUCCAGCCUUUCUUCGGUUAUUAUUUCUUCAACGUUCUGCUGUUAGUGCUGCAAGGUCUGCACAUCUUCUGGGCCUACCUCAUUCUGCGCAUGUUAUACAAGUUUGUCUUCACGGGCAAGGUGGAGCGAGACGAACGCAGCGAUGAGGAAAGUGAGGUGGAUGAACACGAAGAAGAAGAGGAGACAGAAGGAAAAGAGGGUGAGCGCAACUACAAGCAAAGGAAGGAGACUAUCAACUCCAAGCUGACAUCGCUGGCUAACAACUGUGUCCUAAACAACCUGACCAACCAGCGGAAUCUAAACAGCAGGCUGCGUAAAGCCAGAUAGUGGGCCUUCCCCCCAUUCUGCUCGCUGGAGAGAAACUCAAACUUUUGCUUUGUUUCAACACAGAUCAUUAACCGUUUCAGAUCAGGGUAGGACUCAAUCCUUUUUUUGUGACAAAGUGGAGCAUCUAUUCAUGAAUGAUGGUAGUGAUUUACAAUACUUACAGGAAACAUAAUCAGUCAGUUAAUAAAUCAAUCAGAACAAGGAAACUGUAAAAUGUAUUUUUCACAUCUAACUGUAGUUUGUACAUAUCUUGUAUUUAUGUUCUGCAUUUUAUUGCAAUAACUUGUUUGUAAAUAUCUUAAGGAGAGAGAGAGAGAGAGAGAGAGACCCUUUUUUUGCCCUUAUUUUUGAAGUGCUGAAGGUUUUAUAUAAAAUAUAAUUGUUUUUUUGUUAAGGUAUAUAUUUAAGUGGGACAAAUGUAAGGAUUGUUUUUAUUUUAAUCCUCCUUCAUAUAAUCCUCCUGCCAUAGGACAGGUAGCUCUUUGGAAACCACCUAAGGUCCAUAGCAGUUCUAAAGUUAUUAUUUUUAGUAAUAUUUGAUUAAAUUCUCUGUGUUUCUAAUUGUUUACUAGACAUAUGUCGCCCUCUGGUGUUUCAGAAAACGCAUAUACUUGUCAAGAGAGAAUUUUUUGUGAAUGUAUGACUGCAAAAAUUAUACUGCUUCUGAAGAUCUUUAUUUCAACUAUGCUUGUUUUUUUUAUUGUCAAGGAAGCAACAUUGGGGUUUGCUGUUGUAGAUUGAGCUGGCUUUUUACUUUGUUCCUUAAGCUGCUGGUUUUACACUAAUUUACCACAAGAAAUAAGAAUGAAGUCUUUGUACUGGUGCUUUUAAUUUUACUGGACAAGCAUUCAACUGUGAGUGAUGUGAUUGGUCAAAGUGUUUUGCAUACAUUAUAAAAACCAGGUCCACUCAGAGACGCUUGCUGCUUAGUUUAAGGCCUCAGAUGAAGAGAAGCGUUUCCAUUUGGUAUUAGUAACUUACUGGUAGAACCAAGCAUGCAUUUAUCCAGUGAAAUGCACAAGGCGAUGUCUUCAUUGCUGCAGACAAACACCAAUAUACUUUGUCAUUCACUAACCCUCUGUAUGGGUGUUCACUGGCGCUCUCUAAAAUGACUGGCUGUUUUCACUGUUCACACAUGGCACAUCUGCUGCUUUUCUACUAUUUCUGAGAGUUGUACAGUGUUAAUAUAGAGGGGAGGUUAAAAUAAAAAGGGCUGAUUCACUGGUGUACAUGUGUUGAGAUCCCAUUGAAUAUUAUGAAAUUAUUGUUUUAAUACAUUUAUAAAGCGGUUACUCUUGACUGUUCUGUAGUGAGUGCACAUGGACAUUUUGUUUACUGAGUGGCUUGUUGAAAAGUUUAAUAAAUGAUCCAUAUUUAAUAAGUCGGACAAUGCUUUCAUUUGUCCAAAAUUUGAAGAAAAGCUAUUCUUUAUAUUAACUUUAUCAAACAUAAAAGGGCAUUGCAUUACCACUUAAUUGUCUUUUUAAACUUUUUUCCAAGUAAAUUAUGAAAAUGGUUGCAUGUAUUUGCAUUAUGUUAUCUGUUAUCCUAGUCAAACUCAGUUAUAAACUUGCAGCAAGACAUAAAAUUUACUGUUCACAAACAUUAUUCUUCUAAUCUGAGUGAGCUUGAGACAUUUUUGCAAAGAAUUGUAAAAUAUUGGUAUGUAUACACUCCAAAAGACCACAACCUUUAAUUGCAGUGAACAUUUGUUUUAACUACUACCAAGUCACCAGAUUUUAAAGCUUUUCAUAACAAUGUAUCAUUUUCUUUCAAGCUAUUUGCAGUUUUCUGUUGGUCUAUUGAAAAUAUUCCAAUAAAA